UAUAUCUACAGUUUUCAUCUCUGGCUCGUGUUGUUUUUGUAUAAUCUUAGAACAGUGAAGGGGGAGAGAGAUUUUUCUGGGGGGUGUGAGGGAGAAAAAUAGGGUCCGAAUCGAGAACUUAGGGUUUUGCUGGGAUUUGGAGAGGGAUAACGGAGGAACGUGAAAUUAGGGUUUCGUUUGUUCUUGAUUUGGGGGAAAGGAGGUGAUUUUGAAUCCUGGAUCAUUUGGAAGAGCUUGAUAGAGAUCGGUUUGUGAGUCAGGCAAAUUAAUUUUACUGCCAAUGGCUGAUAGAAGAGCUGGCAAACGUUCGAUUAAUCGGAGAGGCGUUUCAAAUGCGGACUCUGGAACAUGUAAUGUUUGUUCUGCUCCUUGUUCAUCGUGCAUGCAUCGUAACGUAGGUGUCACAGGAUCAAAAUCGGAUGAGUCGUCUGAUGAGAAUGGGCAUGGAGUUGCUGGGAGCCAGUGUUCUGUGAACGAGGACAGUUUGUUGACUUCUGUUGUGGUUAAUUCUCGCAAUGGUUCGAAAAAAACUGCGAGUGAGGCAAGCAACUUUGUUUGUUCUAGUAAUGAUGCUCUCUCUGAGAAUGCUGAGAGUAGGGAAACAAUCGGACGUUCUGGGAAAUCUGAUGGUUCCGGGGUUGCUGCAUUGAUGUCGAAGACAUCUUCUUCUGGGAGCAGGAUGAAACAUAAAGUGUCUGCAUCAGUUGAUGUGUUAGAUCAGACUGACUGUGUAGAGGGCCAGCAAGACGAGAUAAAUAACAAGGAACAGUCUGUUGAAGGAUCUACUCCUUCUGGCCAGAAAGGGAAGAAUGGGAAGUCAAGUAGAAGCGAUUCCAAAUCAGAUGAGUCGGUCUCAUCAGUUAUGUCUGAGAGCGAGAGCGAUGAUGCUGAGGUGGAACAUGAUGUAAAAGUUUGUGAUAUCUGUGGUGAUGCGGGUCGUGAAGAUCUACUCGCUAUUUGCACAGGAUGCAGUGAUGGUGCAGAACACACCUACUGCAUGCGAGUAAUGCUCAAUGAAGUUCCAGAGGGUGAUUGGCUCUGUGAAGAAUGUGAGGAAGCUGAAAAACAGAAGCAAGAAGCUAAAAGAAAAAUAGAAACUGAGAUAAUCCACAGUCCACAAAGCUCGGGAAAGAGGCAUGCUGAUAAGAUUGAGGCAGCUCCAGAUGCUAAAAGGCAGGCGGUUGAGGGUUCAACUGGGUCACCCAAGAAAUCUAUUCUCCCCAGAAUAGGUCCGCUAUCUCGGGAAACAUCAUUGAAGGGGUUAGACAGGCCAAGGGGAAAGCUAAGUCAUCAAGCAUCUUUCAGUAAUACCACAGAAGGUGCACGAUCUACUGGUUUACAGCUUCAACCUCCAAAAGGUGCAUUUUUAAAAUCCAGUUCCUUCAAUUCUUCAAGCUCGAAACCGAAAGUGCAACUCAUGGAUGAUGUUAUUCUCCCAAAAAAGAAGACUGGGAAAGAAUACACUCCUGUGGAUAUAAAGGAGGGAGGUCUUGGAAUUGUAAGCAAAUCAAUGUCAAGUAGAACAACAGACACUGGGAGUUCUAGUGGAAACGACUCGGAAGCAAAAAUCCUUGCGUCGAAAGUUCAUUCACAAGAAGGCAAGAGCUCAAAGCAACUGAAAGAUCGCAGUGCAGAAGCUAAUGCGUCAGCAGCCUCCACCGAUCAGAAGCUUACUCCACGCAGCAGUACCCGUGAUUUGAAGGGUUUGCAGUCUGAUGGUAAACGAUGUAGCUUGACUAAGCAAGUUAGCAAUCUAAACCGGAACCGUCUAGAAAAUCCUAUUGCUUCUGGAGGCAAUUCCCGCGAGCAAAGUGUAAGUCAAGCUGACUGUAAGGAUGAACUGACAUCCACAUCCUGUGCGGGUGAGGGUGUUCCAAGCAACGGUAACGUAGCUUCGCAGGAUGGAUUGCCACGGUCCAGGGAAUUUAAAGAGGUAGUAAAGAAAAGCAAAGAAGCCUUAGGUAAGCGCCAAAGGUCUAGCCUGUUAUCUGGUGGUAAAGGCUUAUCAUCAUCUCAAAAAGGAGGCCAGACUGCAGAGUCUAGUGACACCUCAGGCGUUUCUGAUAGUGAUCCCUCUACCACAAAAAUUGUUCGGGAGGAUAUAAAUAAGGGUAAUAGGCUGCGGGCAGCAGUAGAUGCUGCUCUCCGUAAAAAGCCCAGCUUUAGCAAGAACCGAGUAUUGGAGCAAUGUGAUGCAGCUUUGGCAUCUAAUGUGCAUCCUGAUAAAACUUUACGAGAUCAAUUGCCAUCAAAGAUGCAUACGACUUCAUGGCCUGCUCCUGACCCGUACAAGCAGACAAUUGUAACAAAUGGGAAGCAGCUUGUACCCUCUGGUGCUGAUGCGAUGCCUCCACGAUCUGUGGAGCUUGAAGUUAAUACUCCCUCUGUGAAGCCUGUUAUGAGAGAUUGGCCAAUAGUAUCCCCACUUGCUCCGUUGAGAAACUCAGCCAUUCCAGACCAUGAGUCUAUAUGGCAAGGAAACUUGGAGGUGCGGAAAGCUAGAGAACAAUCAGCUAUGCAUAGCGGAAUGCAAGCACAUCUAUCAACCUUAGCAUCACCCAAGGUUGCUGAAGUGGUGAAUAAAUUUCCAGAAAAGUUUAGCUUGAAUGAAGUACCUAGGCUAAGUACAUGGCCUGCACAAUUUCAAGACAUAGGUACUAAAGAAGAUCAUAUAGCUCUAUUCUUCUUUGCGAAGGAUGUUGAGAGUUAUGAGAGAAAUUACAAGCCCCUGGUAGAUAACAUGAUGAAGAAAGAUUUAGCCCUGAAAGGAAACCUCGAUAAUGUUGAGCUUUUGGUUUUUGCAUCCAACCAGCUUCCUCCGAAUUUCCAACGUUGGAACAUGUUAUAUUUCCUUUGGGGUGUAUUCCUAGGAAGAAAAGAGAUUUGUACAAACCCACAGAAGAAUCCAUCUUUGCUUGCUUCGAAUGUUUUGGCGCGUGACCAAGAUCCCAAUGACUUUUGCCAAACAAGUUAUCCUUCCAAGCGUUUGGAGAAAGCGUCUCAUCUGCGUGAGAACCCACGCAACAUAAAUGAAACUCAAAAUGGGGUAGAUGUAUCUAGCCAUGAGAAUCCAAGUGACAAAGAAUCCUCUAUUGAGCGAUCAUCGAACACAAAGGAGGAAAUUGCUCCCAAGGAGGAAGAACCAGGUGCAAAUCAUAUAUCUCGUCAAGAUAAUGGAUCAAACUCUGGAGAUAGCCUAGUGAAGAAGGUUCAGCAACACAUUGAAGAUCAAGAAUCAGGUGGUAGAAAGGAUGUGCCUAUGACUGUCACGGACUCAGAGAUUCCGCCCCACGACCAAGGCAAUCCUCUAGAGAAAGAUCUCAACUGUAGUCAGGCUAGUGACAGGAAGCGUCCACUUUGGGAAGUGACAAGACCUGCCACCGUGAACCAGAAAGUGGAGCUCAGUAAUGAACGUUUAAGAGAAGGAUCUGCUAAUAAAAAGCUAAAGACAGAAAACGAAAGCAGCAGCAGCAGCUUUUCACAAGAUACAUUUGGUAAUGAUUCAGGGAUGAUGAAGAAGAGUCCCAAAGUGGUAUUCCCUUUGGACUUGAAUGCGGAAAGAGAAGAAGAAGAAGAAGAAGAAGAAGAAGAAGAAGACAUGGAACUAGUCGAUGAUCUCAUUCCACUUGGCAAUAACAACAACAAGCAUAGUGGGAGAUUAAUAGGUACAGUUCCGGAUCUGGAGCUGGCAUUAGGAGGUGAAGAAACAAGGGAAGAAGAAGAAGGGACUAUGGGACUAUUGCCUUUCUUAGCCGGAAGAAGCAACUCUGGAGGAGAACAAAGUAGUAGUCAUCAUAGUAGUAAAGGAAAAGAGAAGGAAGAAGAAGAUGACAUGGACGUCUCAGCUUCUCUGUCGUUAUCACUGUCGUUUCCGGGAGAGGAAAGGAAGAAUGCUGAUAAGACUCCAUUGUUUCUGUUCAGAGACCUUCCCAGAUAAAAAAAAAAGUUUAUCGUAAGUUUAUAUUUGUUAUGAGUGUCCUUUUUAGUUCUUUUACAAGACUACAACGACAUAAAAAUCACAGGUUUUUGUAUAUAAAAAAUGGUGAUUGGAA
Brassica oleracea var. oleracea is the source of this 4052-nucleotide messenger RNA. RefSeq lists its product as uncharacterized. Bases 281 to 3937 code for a protein of 1218 amino acids. The transcript is spliced from 12 exons. The record is from RefSeq and is a predicted model, not a curated record. NCBI's taxonomy places the organism in Eukaryota, Viridiplantae, Streptophyta, Magnoliopsida, Brassicales, Brassicaceae.